AUGUGUCUAUUCUGGACAAUGAGAUAUACCCUCUGUGGCUGUAUUUCCGAUAGAGCAACAUUAGCAUGCAUCGACAAGUCACAUUGCUUUGGCCCACGGAUGAUAAUGGUCGAGUCCCACACAGCCACCUGUGCAGAGUGUUGGACAAGAGGUGAUAAGAGAGUAAACAGGGACCACAAAUCCAACACCGACAAUCUUGAGUGGAAAGAAUUCGAUUUUUUGGGAUACCGUAUACCUAAAAGCAAGACAAACUGGGGUGAUAGCGAUUCUGAAGACGAGGAUAUCUUCUUCGACGCCCUUGAGUUCCAACCCACGUUCUCGCGACCUUCUACCCCGAUUAUACAUGCCAAGAUCAACCCAUCUUCGUGCCCGGUCUCAGAGGAUAAUUAUUUCGACCUUGAUCGAGUUUGUGAUCCAGUGAAAUUGACCUCUGUCCGGUGGGAUUCUCGAGCAAGACUCCAGCGGAAACGGAAUGCUCUGAGUACUGAAAGGGGACUAGAGUUUGAUACGGACUCCAUUGCUUCCUUCACAAAUCACGUUAAUGAGCAGGAUAAGAACCUUGAAAUCGGGACUACAUAUGAAGACUCUGCUUGCGUGGAAGCUUUCAACGAGCCUGAUCGAGUCAGAAAUUCGCAUUUUGGUAUUAUUGGAUCUCAUAGCAGGUCCAAGACCGCAAUGGAGCAUCUUGAGGAUGAGUGCUUGGAGUUUUACGGCAUAAGAAAGGAAUAUUAG
Messenger RNA from Penicillium salamii, 732 nucleotides. Lineage: Eukaryota; Fungi; Ascomycota; Eurotiomycetes; Eurotiales; Aspergillaceae. The record is from the annotation of a GenBank genome assembly.